AUGCCAGAACAGCCAGCUGCCCACGACUUGUAUGCCGCACCAGUUGUCGAGACAACGCCUCUACCAGAGCAGCCAGCUGCUGACUUGCUGUCCCGAUAUGACUGUACCAGUGUUCGAGACACAUCCCUACCAGGACGGCCAGCUGCUGACGCCGUACCACCGCAGCCUGAGACGACCCCGCUGCCAGAGCAGCCAGCUGCCCGCGACUUGUAUGCCGCACCAGUUGUCGAGACAACGCCUCUACCAGAGCAGCCAGCUGCUGACGUUGUGGCACCGCAGCCUGAUACGACGCCAUUGCCAAAGCAGCCAGUUGCUGCUCCCGGAUAUGAUGUACCAGUGUUCGAGACAACACCGCUACCAGGACGGCCAGCUGCUGACGCCGUACCACCGCAACCUGAGACGACCCCGCUGCCAGAGCAGCCAGCUGCCCGCGACUUGUAUGCCGCACCAGUUGUCGAGACAACGCCUCUACCAGAGCAGCCAGCUGCUGACGUUGUAGCACAGCAGCCUGAUACGACGCCAUUGCCAAAGCAGCCAGUUGUUGCUCCCGGAUAUGCUGCACCAGUGGUCGAGACAACACCGCUACCAGAACAGCCUGAGACAGCCCCCUUGCAAGAGCAGCCAGCUGCUGACGCUAGAUAUGCUGCACCAUCAGUAGAGACGACGCCCUACUAG
Messenger RNA from Cooperia oncophora, 675 nucleotides. NCBI's taxonomy places the organism in Eukaryota, Metazoa, Nematoda, Chromadorea, Rhabditida, Trichostrongylidae. The record is from the annotation of a GenBank genome assembly.